AGCCGCUUCGUAAUCGGAAUACAAUGUAGGUUGUUGCUGUGAAAUUUUCGUCUUCACUUUAACAGGGAUGAGUUUGCAGUAGUGAGCUCAGAGAUAAGAAAUUGUCUGUGAAUUGUAAAAGUAGCAGUGUAAAUCAUUAUAUUUCACGCAAAUAAUGCGAAGGGUUACGCUUUUUGUCAAUGGGACCUCCAAAAACGGCAAGGUUGUAGCAGUGUACGGGACUCUGUCUGAUCUCUUAUCCGUUGCCAGCAAUAAACUGGGAAUCAGGGCCACUAAUCUGUACAAUGGGAAGGGCGGCCUGAUCGAUGACAUCGCCCUAAUUAGAGAUGAUGAUGUGUUGUACGUGUCAGAGGGAGAUGCCUUCGUGGAUCCUCAGAGUGAGGGAAGGGCUGCUGAUGACCGCUCAGGUUCCCAGAGCGACUGGCUGACUCUGAAUAUCGGCGGGCGGCUCUUCACAACCACACGGAGUACGCUUGUGAGUAAGGAGCCUGACAGCAUGCUGGCCCACAUGUUUAGAGGGAACGAUGUGUGGGGUAACAAGCGAGAUGAGCGAGGCGCUUACCUCAUCGACCGCAGUCCUGAGUACUUUGAGCCCAUCCUGAACUACCUGCGACACGGCCAGCUUAUUGUCAAUGAAGGAAUUAACUUACUAGGUGUACUGGAAGAAGCUCGUUUCUUUGGAAUCGAGCAACUCGCUGAGCAGAUAGAAGUUGCCAUUAAGAACUCCCAUCCCCCCGAGGACCACUCGCCCAUCUCUCGGAAAGAGUUCGUACGGUUUCUGCUCGCCACGCCGACCAAGUCAGAGCUGCGCUGUCAGGGGCUGAAUUUCAGCGGGGCAGACCUGUCUCGACUGGACCUGCGCUACAUCAAUUUCAAGAUGGCCAACUUGAGCCGCUGCAACCUCACCUGCGCCAACCUGUGCUGCUCGAACCUGGAGAGGGCUGACCUCUCUGGGGCCAACCUGGAUGGUGCAAACCUGCAGGGCGUUAAGAUGCUGUGCUCUAAUGCCGAGGGAGCCUCACUGAGAGGCUGUAACUUCGAAGAUCCAUCAGGACUCAAAGCCAACUUGGAGGGUGCCAAUCUGAAGGGUGUGGAUAUGGAGGGCAGUCAGAUGACGGGGAUAAACCUGCGCGUGGCUACGCUGAAGAACGCCAAGCUGAAGAAUUGUAACCUGCGAGGAGCAACGCUAGCAGGCACUGAUCUGGAGAACUGUGAUUUAUCCGGCUGUGACCUCCAAGAAGCCAACCUCCGUGGUUCGAACGUGAAGGGAGCCAUCUUCGAGGAGAUGUUGACUCCGCUGCACAUGUCCCAGAGCGUGAGAUAGCCAAUCACGUGGCUCCCGCCUGGGCAGCCUUUCGCAGCUGCUCCGUUACGAAUGUUAACCGCUCCCAUUGGACCCAUAUGCAAUAUCGGCAUUCCAUGUCCUCACCCCACAGCUUUACUCUCUUGCACUAGUGCACAUGCAGGGUGUUUAUUUAGCACAGGUCUCUUGUAGGAUUACAAGUACACAUACAUCAUUGUCCAUUUUGACCAAUUUGUUAUACCAAACCUUAUGUUUAUGUAUGUGUAUUUAUAUUUAUGUUGGAUUUAAUCCACAAUAAGUGUUGGCUUCCCGUAUCAGUGCUAAUGCGCUGCUGCUGAAAAUCCUGUGUAGUCUGGAGGCUUCAAUUAUAUCUGGGGAUACGGAUCCCAAGUGAGUGAAGUUUAGUGAAUGUAUACGUUUCUUAUCAUUAGAUGUGGAAGUCACGAAGGUGAAUGCAACCAAAUACGUGUUAUAUUUGAGUUUAUAACUCUGUCUCAGAGGGUUGGGGUGUAAACAGUAGCCUCUUAAGAAUAUGUGUGCAGAAGCCUGGGAAAACCCUUUACGUGGUGAAACUGGAUUUCUUUGAUUUCUUCAGUCUCAGCGACUCAGUUUUUCCAGGCCGACACACAAAUAUGAAGAGGUUUCUGCUAUGGUAAUUGCAGGAAUUGCUAGAGUUUGACUCUGAAAUCUGAAGGAGGAGUUACUUUUAAAGCUCUUGUGCUUUGCUUUAGCUUUUCCGCACCAUAUCGUAUCACGUAUGCAUGCUUAACACGACAAACGUAUUGCUACCCAUAUACCAUAUAUAAUAGCUGACAAGCUUAUCAAACUAUUUUAAGGUUAGGUAUAAAAUUACAUAUGCAAUAUAAAUGUAUGUUUAUUAGCUCCCUGUGUGCACUGUUCAAACAGAAACAGGAUUUUUAUUUCAGAUCUACCUCCCACACAAAACUGACUUUCGCUCUCGUCAGUCCUUUGGAUUUCUUUCAAAUCCUCAUGAGAAGGCUUGAAUAGAUAGAAAUGGGGAUGUUGAAUGAAAGACGGUUUACCAAAAUGCAGUCGUGCCUAACACAGUGGGUUUUUUUUUUUGUUUGUUUUUUUAAAAAGAUUGUGUACAACCAGUAGCAAAAUCACACUGGUUUGAAUUCGUUCAUUGUAUUAUUGUGCGAUUGUUCAUCAUCAAACAUCUCACGAUUCCUUUUUGUUAUUCAUUUUUUGGAAAUUGUUUGACACCAAAAAGGGUUAAAAGGGUGCUUUACUUCAUCCAGUGCUUCCCUAUGCAUUAGUGUAUAUAUACAAGCUGUCGUUCCCUACUUAGCACUUUUAUGUAUCGCUUCUUUGUUGUAGUACAACAUAACAGCCCCCAUUUCAUGUGUUGCCUGUAUCAUUAAUAUCGACCCAGAUUAUUGCUGCGUGGUCAAACACUUGACCGGUUCAGCUGGAAAUAAUUUCUGACAUGAGCUUAAAGCUAAUGAUAUACAAUAUGCUGUUAUGUCUCUUAGAUGUAAUCAUAGGUACUUAUUAAAUGAAGGCAAUCAGAAGCAGACUUUUGCACUUUUGAGUGCGAUUCUCUGAUUAUCAGACCCUCACAGAAAGGGCACACGCUAUUUAUUUAUGUAUGUAAGCAGGCUGUGUUUAUGUAAGGUGUAAGAGAAGAGACGUCUUCUCCUCUCGCCUCACUGUUACGGAACUAUAUUUCCAUAAACAGACUGUUAUAAACAAA
Messenger RNA from Pangasianodon hypophthalmus (striped catfish), 3020 nucleotides. It is a transcript of the gene kctd9a, whose product is annotated as potassium channel tetramerization domain containing 9a. The transcript is spliced from 12 exons. The record is from RefSeq and is a predicted model, not a curated record. Gene Ontology annotation, molecular function: protein binding. Bases 155 to 1324 code for a protein of 389 amino acids. Gene Ontology annotation, biological process: protein homooligomerization. NCBI's taxonomy places the organism in Eukaryota, Metazoa, Chordata, Actinopteri, Siluriformes, Pangasiidae.